Molecule: messenger RNA, 1570 nt
Organism: Podarcis raffonei (Aeolian wall lizard)
Lineage: Eukaryota; Metazoa; Chordata; Lepidosauria; Squamata; Lacertidae
Gene: EXOSC2
Product: exosome component 2
Exons: 9
Coding region: 34-1098 (354 amino acids)
Biological process (GO): CUT catabolic process; exonucleolytic trimming to generate mature 3'-end of 5.8S rRNA from tricistronic rRNA transcript (SSU-rRNA, 5.8S rRNA, LSU-rRNA); U4 snRNA 3'-end processing
Cellular component (GO): cytoplasmic exosome (RNase complex); nuclear exosome (RNase complex)
Molecular function (GO): RNA binding
Source: RefSeq, a predicted model, not a curated record
GAGAUGUUGUCGAAUGACUACCGGAAGUGAUUAAUGUUGACUCGCCAACCUCCACCCCUCUUACUCCACGCAUGUCGCUCCCGCUCCACGCGGGCGUGCCAGGAGUUAAAACGGCGGAACCGGAGGCAGCGUUUCGGGAAAUCGCGCGACCGCGUGCCAGCAGUCAAGAUGGCGGAAGCUGCAGCAGCAGCACCGGCCCCGGCGACAUCUGUGGAAGUGCGGCUCCCGGUUCCCCGCCCUCGCCUGGCUCAGAGCUUCUCCCGCGAGGCGGGCGAGCGGGACAAGGACCUGGUGGCCCCGGGGGACACCAUCACCACCGACCCAGGAUACAUGAGAGGCCAUGGGACAUACCUGGGAGGCGAGAAGCUCAUUGCCUCUGUGGCUGGUGUUGUGGACAGGGUGAACAAGCUGAUCUGUGUGAAAGCUUUGAAAACAAGAUACAAUGGCGAAGUUGGUGAUAUUGUGGUUGGACGAAUCACAGAGGUUCAGCAGAAACGGUGGAAAGUCGAGACCAAUUCCAGGCUGGAUUCUGUCUUGCUCCUUUCAUCCAUGAAUCUUCCAGGAGGGGAGCUGAGGCGGAGAUCAGCAGAGGAUGAACUGGCAAUGCGAGAUUACCUGCAGGAAGGGGACCUUAUCAGUGCAGAAGUCCAAGCGGUGUUCUCUGAUGGGGCUGUAUCGCUGCACACACGGAGUCUGAAAUACGGAAAGCUUGGCCAAGGUGUGCUCGUCCAGGUGUCCCCUUCCCUCGUGAAGCGGCAGAAGACCCAUUUCCAUGACUUGACUUGUGGGGCUUCUGUUAUCCUUGGCAACAAUGGGUUCAUUUGGAUCUACCCAACGCCCAAACAGAAGAAUGAGGAGGCUGGGGGAUUCAUCACCAACCUGGAGCCAGUGCCCUUGUCUGACCGUGAAGUGAUUUCCCGACUCCGGAACUGCGUUGUGGCUCUGGCAGAGCAGAAACAGAUGCUCUAUGACACCAGCAUCCUCUACUGCUACGAGGCCUCCCUUUCUCAUGAGCAGAUCAAGGACCUUCUCAAGCCAGAGGUGAUGGAGAAGAUUGUGCUGGAGACGCGUCAGAGACUGCUGGAACUGGAGGGGUGAUUGGAGAGGGAAAGUGGCGAGGCAGUGAUGGUCCUUUCUUUUCAGGGAUCUAGCCUCCCCAAUGUGUUUUUUUUUUCCAGUGUGAGAUUCCAUUACAAAUUCCAUACCAAAUAGAAAAGGGGGGACUGUGGAAACAAUGAGAACUUUUACUUAAGAAUCUUGGUAUCAUUUGUUAUCCUGUGGCCCUCCCAAUGAGGCUGGACUACAGUUCACACUACCACCCCCCAACCACUAGCUGUACUGCCUGCAGGGGCUGAUAAGUUGGGCUCCAGCAGGAUAGGAGUCCAACAGUUUCUCAAUGGCUACUGCUUCCUCAGCCCCUGACCUAGCCGAAAUGCAGCAUCACAUUCCUCUACAUGUAGCCAGCAUCGUAAAAAGCAUCUGUAAUACUGUGGAUGCUUCAAGCUAUGUGUGUGUGCGGGGUGGGGUGGGGGAAAUUAUUUCUUUAUUUUUACUGGAGAUAUUUCAAUAA